Messenger RNA from Chrysochloris asiatica (Cape golden mole), 1455 nucleotides. It is a transcript of the gene SLC19A3, whose product is annotated as solute carrier family 19 (thiamine transporter), member 3. The coding region runs from base 1 to 1455 and encodes 484 amino acids. The transcript is spliced from 5 exons. Gene Ontology annotation, cellular component: plasma membrane. Gene Ontology annotation, molecular function: thiamine transmembrane transporter activity. The record is from RefSeq and is a predicted model, not a curated record. Gene Ontology annotation, biological process: vitamin transport; transmembrane transport. Lineage: Eukaryota; Metazoa; Chordata; Mammalia; Afrosoricida; Chrysochloridae.
AUGGAUUCACCAGCGAGUUACUCCUGGAUUUAUCCCACUGUAAUCCUCUGCCUGUUUGGAUUCUUCUCCAUGAUGAGACCUUCAGAACCAUUCCUCAUCCCGUAUUUAUCAGGACCAGAUAAAAACCUAACAAACCAAGAGAUCACCAAUGAGAUCCUUCCAGUCUGGACUUACUCUUACCUUGUGCUGCUACUGCCUGUGUUUGUCCUCACUGAUUUCGUCCGCUACAAGCCUGUCAUCAUCUUACAAGGGAUUAGCUACAUGGUCACUUGGCUGCUGCUCUUGUUUGGCCAAGGAGUAAUGGCAAUGCAAGCUGUUGAGUUCUUCUAUGGGAUGGUCACAGCCACCGAGGUGGCCUACUAUGCCUAUAUCUACAGUGUGGUCAGCCCAGAGCAUUACCAGAAAGUCAGCAGCUAUUGUAGGAGCAUCACCCUGGUGGCCUACACAGUCGGCUCCGUGCUGGCCCAACUCUUGGUAUCGCUGGCAAAUGUUUCCUACUUCUACCUCAACGUCAUAUCCAUGGUAUGUGUCUCCAUGGCCUUCCUUUUCUCACUUAUUCUACCAAUGCCCAAGAAAAGCAUGUUCUUUCAUGCCAAAGCCAGCAAAGAUAUGCAGAAGUCACCCAGGACAAAUGCAGAGCUCAAUGAACUUCACAAGACGGAGCCUUCAGAAAUGCUCACCAUUUCCAGGAAUCUGGAUGUCAGCCAGUUGAGUAGCUCCAAGCUGGAAAAUGUGGCUGUGAGAGUCUUUGUGCAGUGGUUCCGAGAUUUGAGGGAGUGCUACUCCUCGAAGCGCCUCUUUUACUGGUCCCUGUGGUGGGCUCUUUCCACUGCAGGUUUUAACCAGGUUUUGAAUUUUGUUCAACUUCUGUGGGAUUACAAGGCACCGUCUCAAAAUUCCUCUAUCUUUAAUGGGGCCGUUGAAGCUAUUGCAACUUUUAAAGCGGCCCUGGCUGCCUUUGCCAUCGGUUAUGUGAAAGUCAACUGGAACCUUCUGGGAGAGCUGGCACUGGGGGUCUUCUCAUUUGCCAAUGCUGGUGCCUUAUUCCUCAUGCAUUACACCUCCAACAUCUGGGUGUGCUAUACUGGUUACUUGAUAUUCAAGUCAGGUUAUAUGCUUCUAAUCACUAUAGCAGUAUUUCAGAUUGCAGUGAACCUGAGUGUGGAACGCUACGCCCUGGUGUUUGGAAUCAACACCUUCGUUGCUUUGGUGAUCCAGACCAUUGUAACUGUCGUUGUGGUAGAUCCAAACGGGCUCAAUCUGCCAAUCAGCAUCCAGUUUUUAGUUUACGGCAGUUAUUUUGCAGCAAUUGCUGGAAUCUUCCUAAUAAGAAGCAUAUAUGUUAUCUACUCAGCCAAAUCCAGAAAGCCACUACAGAGCUCUGCUCCAAGUCAGAAUCCAGAUGUACCACAUCCAGAGGAGUCAAGUCCUGAGACGAAAGUAGCAACGUUCUAG